Messenger RNA from Lacerta agilis (Sand lizard), 1587 nucleotides. It is a transcript of the gene THOC3, whose product is annotated as THO complex 3. The record is from RefSeq and is a predicted model, not a curated record. NCBI's taxonomy places the organism in Eukaryota, Metazoa, Chordata, Lepidosauria, Squamata, Lacertidae. Bases 49 to 1020 code for a protein of 323 amino acids. Gene Ontology annotation, biological process: mRNA export from nucleus. Gene Ontology annotation, molecular function: protein binding. Gene Ontology annotation, cellular component: THO complex part of transcription export complex. The transcript has 6 exons.
GAACGCCGCCGACAAAAGCUCCACCCGCUUCGGUUGGGCCCGGUUGCCAUGGCGCUCUCCCCGUACGUGCAGUCCAUGCAGGAGCUGUUCCGGGCCAACACGCGCAUCCGCGAGUUCCCCGCGCACGUGGCCAAGGUCCACUCGGUGGCCUGGAGUUGCUGCGGCCGCCGCCUCGCUUCCGGCUCCUUCGACAAGACCGCCAGCGUCUUCGUGCUCGACAAGGACCGACUGGUGAAGGAAAAUAAUUACCGUGGCCAUGGAGACAGUGUGGACCAGUUGUGCUGGCACCCCAGUAACCCGGACUUAUUUGUCACUGCAUCUGGCGACAAAACCAUCCGUAUAUGGGAUGUCCGCACUACAAAAUGUAUUGCCUCAGUGAAUACCAAGGGGGAGAAUAUUAACAUUUGUUGGAGCCCCGAUGGACAGACUAUUGCAGUAGGGAACAAGGAUGAUGUGGUCACCUUCAUUGAUGCUAAAACAUAUCGGUCCAAAGCUGAGGAACAGUUCAAGUUUGAGGUGAAUGAGAUCUCUUGGAACAAUGACAACAACAUGUUUUUCCUCACCAAUGGCAACGGUUGCAUCAACAUCCUCAGCUACCCAGAGCUGAAGCUCAUCCAGUCAAUUAAUGCCCAUCCUUCAAACUGCAUCUGUAUCAAAUUUGACCCAACGGGCAAGUAUUUUGCUACAGGAAGUGCUGAUGCCUUGGUUAGCCUCUGGGAUGUGGAUGAGCUUGUAUGUGUGCGAUGCUUUUCUAGGCUUGACUGGCCUGUGAGGACAUUGAGUUUCAGCCAUGAUGGCAAGAUGCUGGCUUCAGCCUCUGAAGAUCACUUCAUUGACAUUGCUGAGGUAGAAACAGGCGAGAAGCUGUGGGAAGUGCAGUGCGAGUCUUCAACGUUCACUGUGGCUUGGCAUCCAAAGCGGCCCCUGUUGGCCUUCGCCUGCGAUGACAAAGAUGGCAAAUAUGAUAGCAGCAGAGAAGCUGGAACCGUGAAGCUCUUUGGUCUUCCCAAUGACUCAUAAGAGAAGCCUCCCGGGGACUGCAUUUGUAACCUGGUAUUCCUAGUCAAGGCCACGUAUGCAUUGCUUCUCUGUUUCCAAUUUUUGAGCAGGAGCAGCACCGUGGUUCGACAUUCCCAUGCCUAGAAAGCUUGCUUUUUGAAGUUUUUGUAAAAUGCCCAACCAUUCUAAAAGGCACAGAGGCUGACUGGCUGACUAAAUUCUCCAAUUUCUAGGCCAUUAAUUGCUUUUUACUGCAAAGAGGAAGGUACAGCUGCCAGUGGAUUUGAGUGUCUUGUGUGCUGUGCAUUCAAUUAGAAAAACAAUCCCUGCCCUCUAGUUUCUCAGGAUGUAGCAGGCAGUCCCUCUAAAUCCAUGUGACACUGCCAUUCUCAUGACUUGUGUCUCCCUUAAAGAUGGAAAGACGGGAAUAUACUGUUUUUUUGUUGUCACAUUUGGAAUCCUCCUUUCCCUUUGGAGGAGUGCGCGUCUUGCCUCCUUUGGAGGUUGUAUGUGUGUGUUUCAUUCCUUUUGCACCUUAGGGUAAUGAAAGGACAAGGGAUUGGGAAUAGGGUUAUUUUUUUGUCUGAA